CCUUAUUUUUUUUUACUGCUGCUUAGCUGUUAUGUACAACAUUGAAGUCACCAUCCCAUCCAAUCUUUUUCAAUAGUUUUUUUCUAUAUUUUUUCUAAAUAAUUCCGAUCUCAUUACCUUCCUUAAAUCUCUUAACUUUGUCCUGGUAAAGCUUUCUUCUUUGUGUUUGACAGUAAAACUCAGUAGCAGCAACACAAAACCCAGCAAAAAAGAAAAAAAAAAGAAAAAUAUUUUUUCAUCAUUUGUUUUAGCUUGAGACAGUGAAAUCUUUGCUCUUCUGAUUAAAUCUUCAAUAAUAAUAAGUACCCAUCUUCAGAUGUAAGGAAAAAAAUCUUGAUUUUCAAUCUGGGUCUUUACCAUUUUGUUAAAGUUCUUAGCUUUUUAAGCUUGUUUUAAUGGUAAAGUAAAUGGGUUCUCUUGAAAAUGGGGUUUUAUUGAAGAAAGAUCAACUUCAGAAUCAUCAUAAUAUUGGGAGAGUUUCUUCUUUCUCAAAACAACAAAGACCCAGAUCGAGAUUUCCAAGGUUUUUGCUUUCUAAAAGGUUAGGGUACCUUCAAUGGAUUUCCACCAUUGUUGUUUUUUCUCUUUUGCUUGUUUUUUUCCAAGCAAAUUUGCCAGGUUCAGUGAUGGAAACACCUGAGAAUUCAACACUUGAUUUGGACAUAGUUGGAGAAGAUUUGAUGUAUUUGAAAGACAUUAUUGGGGAGCUGGAUUUUGGUGAAGAUGUGAAGUUUGAACCUUCAAAAUUGUUGAGUAAAUUCAAGAAGGAAGUUGCAGAAGUGAAUUUGUCUUCUGGGUAUAAAAGAGGGAUAAGAUUUGGUUAUAGGAAACCCAAACUUGCUUUGGUUUUUGCGGAUCUGGCUGUAGAUCCAUACCAGAUACUUAUGGCCACUGUGGGAACUGCUCUGCAAGAAAUUGGAUACUUAAUUGAGGUAUUUUCAAGUGAAGAUGGUCCUGCACAUGCUGUGUGGCAACAUACAGGAGUUCCAGUCACCAUUAUUAAAAUCAAGGAUCGCUGUGGAAGUAGUGUGGAUUGGCUGAACUAUGAUGGGAUACUACUCAACUCACUUGAGGGGAAAGAAAUCCUUUCUUGUUUUAUGCAGGAACCUUUUAAGGCAUUACCACUUAUUUGGACCGUCCAUGAACAGAGUCUUGCAACUCGUGUAAACCAGUACACCGUGAAUGGAACACUUGAAAUUCUGAAUGAUUGGAAAAAGAGCUUCAGCCGUGCUUCUGUGGUGGUGUUUCCAAAUCAUGCCCUUCCGAUGAUUUAUUCAAAAUUUGACACGGGAAACUACUUCGUCAUUCCGGGUUCUCCAACUGAAGUAUGGGAAGCAGAUAGUUUAAUGGCCUUCAACCAAGAGGAGCUCCAUGCCAAGAUGGGUCUUGCUGCUGACGAUUUUGUUGUUGCUCUAGUGGGAAGUCAGUUUAUGUACAAAAGUUUAUGGCUGGAGCAGGCCCUGAUUUUGCAGGCUUUAAAGCCACUUCUCACAGAAUUUCACCUUGAUGAUAGAUCCAGUCCUGGUCUCAAAAUCUUUGUUGUAGCUGGUGAUUCAACUGGUAACUAUAGCAAGGCUUUGGAGGCCGUUUCUGCAAGUCUGAAUUAUCCGAAGGGUAUAGUGAAGCAUGCUGAUCGUGAUGCCAAUGCAGAUGAUGUUCUCAGGAUCGCCGACCUUGUAAUAUAUGGAUCAUUCCUUGAAGAACAAUCAUUUCCAGAUAUAUUGAUAAAAGCCAUGACCUAUGAGAAGCUCAUAAUUGCCCCUAAUCUAUCCAUGAUACAGAAAUAUGUUGAUGACAGGGUGAAUGGCUAUCUUUUCCCAAAGGAGGAUAUUAAGGUCUUAAGUGCAAUUAUAUCCAAAGUUGUCACAAGGGGAAGAUUAUCACCUUUAGCUCACAAUGUUGCUUCAAUUGGGAAGGGAACUGCUAAAAACCUAAAGGUGAUGGAAACUAUUGAAGGGUAUGUGUCACUAUUGGAAAAUAUCCUUAAACUACCAUCAGAAGUUGCUGUCCCAAAGCCUGCUGCUGAAAUUCCUUCCAAAUACAAAAAUGAAUGGCGGUGGAACAUCUUAAAUUUGAUUCCUGAUGCAACAUAUAGACGCAGAAAUGUGAGUAUGUACUUGGACAAAAUUGAGGAGCUGUGGACCCAUAAUAAGACAGAUAUUGCAGUUUCUACAUCUGCAAAGGAUGAUGAUUUUUUAUAUAGCAUUUGGGAAGAACAGAAACAGAUGGACAUUGCAUAUACUAGAAAGAGAAGAGAAGAUGCCGAGCUAAAGGAUAGGUCUGAUCAGCCUCGAGGAACAUGGGAGGAUGUAUAUAGAAAUUCCCGGAAGGCAGAUCAUCUGAAGAACGAUUUGCAUGAAAGAGAUGACGGGGAGCUUGAAAGGACAGGUCAACCAUUGUGUAUAUAUGAACCCUACAUUGGGGAAGGAACCUGGCCUUUUCUGCAUCGCAAACCUCUUUAUCGAGGAAUUGGUCUGGCUGCAAGAGGGCGUAGACGCGGAGCAGAUGAUGUAGAUGCAUCCUCCCGUCUUUCUCUUCUCAGUAAUCCAUAUUACCGUGACGUGCUUGGAGAAUUUGGAGCCUUCUUUGCAAUCGCUAAUCGAGUUGAUCGUGUCCACAAAAAUGCCUGGAUAGGUUUCCAGUCCUGGAGAGCAACAGCUAGAAAGGGAGCAUUGUCCAAGACUGCAGAGAAAGAAUUGCUUAAAGCUAUUGAAUCACGAGAACACGGGGAUACUUUCUACUUUUGGGUUCGGAUGGACUCGGAUCCUAGAAAUCCCUUGAACCAAGAUUUUUGGUCAUUUUGUGAUGCUGUAAAUGCUGGUAAUUGUAGGUCUGCAUUUUCUGAUGCUUUCAAGAAGAUGUAUGGAAUCAAGAAAGAUUGGGAUUCCCUUCCACCUAUGCCUACGGAUGGUGAUACAUGGUCUGUAAUGCACAGCUGGUCCCUACCAACUAAGUCAUUUCUAGAAUUCGUCAUGUUUGCGAGAAUGUUUGUUGAUGCACUGGACGCUCAAAUGUACGAUGACCACCAUCUACAUGGGCACUGUUAUUUGAGCUUAUCCGGAGACAAGCAUUGUUACUCUCGGGUACUUGAGCUGCUUGUAAACGUUUGGGCCUACCACAGUGCUCGACACAUGGUAUAUAUCAACCCCGAGACCGGCAAGAUGCAGGAACAGCAUGGGUUACAAAGCAGGAAAGGUCACAUGUGGGUAAAGUUUUUCUCACUGCGCACUCUCAAAAACAUGGACGAGGACUUGGCUGAGGAAGCCGACUCUGAAGCAACAAAAAGACGGUGGUUGUGGCCUAAAACAGGAGAGAUCUUCUGGCAGGGUGUGUACGAGAAGGAAAAGGAUGAAAGGAAGAAGAUUAAAGCCGAGAGAAAGAGGAAAAACAAGGAGAAAGUGGAGAGGAUAAAAUCCCGAAACUCGAAACAUAUGAAACCCAUAGACAAGUAUGUAAAACCCCCACCAGAGGGAGUGUCAAACACUACUAUUACAAGUAGUACAACUAACAGUACUUCAUCUGUGGCAAGGAGAUAGUAUUAGUUUUUCCUUUCCAGCAUUUAGAUUGGUGCUAAAUUAGGUUAUAGUAAUGAUUGAUUCUUUUUGUAUUAAAAAAGUUUAGCUUAAAGUUCUUUGUUUUGUAAAAUUUUUCCAGAAAAAAGGAUGAAAAAAAUUUGUGAGGCUUUGUUUGUAAA
Molecule: messenger RNA, 3694 nt
Organism: Beta vulgaris subsp. vulgaris (sugar beet)
Lineage: Eukaryota; Viridiplantae; Streptophyta; Magnoliopsida; Caryophyllales; Amaranthaceae
Exons: 14
Coding region: 408-3536 (1042 amino acids)
Molecular function (GO): glycosyltransferase activity
Source: RefSeq, a predicted model, not a curated record